Melitaea cinxia (Glanville fritillary) is the source of this 2847-nucleotide messenger RNA. RefSeq lists its product as uncharacterized. The coding region runs from base 1 to 2721 and encodes 906 amino acids. Gene Ontology annotation, biological process: ATP generation from poly-ADP-D-ribose; regulation of DNA repair; carbohydrate metabolic process. The record is from RefSeq and is a predicted model, not a curated record. Gene Ontology annotation, molecular function: poly(ADP-ribose) glycohydrolase activity. The transcript is spliced from 16 exons. Gene Ontology annotation, cellular component: cytoplasm; nucleus. NCBI's taxonomy places the organism in Eukaryota, Metazoa, Arthropoda, Insecta, Lepidoptera, Nymphalidae.
AUGGCGCUUGUUAUGUUACCAUGCGAUCUACCUUGGUGGACUAAUGUACAACGUCAUCUCAAACAUCUGUUAGUCGCUUCAUCACCAGCAAAAUUAAUGACCAGCAUGUUAAAAAUCCACGAUAUGUGCAAUAUAGGAAUAGAUCCAGAUGACGACAUCAAAGAUCCAGAACUUAUGAAAGGAUUGGAAUUAUUUCUGGAAGAGGAGAUGACGGAGGAGGAAAGACGGGACUUCCUCGACAACACUAUCCGCAUCAUGGUGAACAGAGCACUACAUCUGAAACGGUGGCGCCCACCAAAAGGACUUAUGUUUAGUUUGCAGCAGCAAAGUGAUGUGACUGAAAUCGACUAUAACUUCUUAUCUUCACUCAUUUGUCAUGCGUUCUUUUCUACUUUUCCAAAACGCACGCUCAAAACACACCCAACAUUGCAAGACUUCAAUUUCACGCAUUUUUUUAAGAAUUUACACAGAAAAUCGCAAAGGAAUAAAUUAAAAAGUCUACUUCAUUACUUUGAAUGGCUGGAUAAAAAUAGCAAUGAGGGAUCUAUUAAAUUAAGUAGACGGGUAAUGACGUCCAAGCAGUGGUUGACAAUAGAGGACUGGUUAGAAUGUACGCUACCCUUGUGCAAGUUGCUGAUCAGACAUGAAGGGCGCCCAGAACGGUGCGAAAAUGAAGACGCUUUAAGAGUUUGCUUUGCAUCAAGUCGUAUUGGUGGCGAUGCGCUCAUUGAUGGUGAAUCACAGGAAUCCCUAUCAAUGUUUAUGAUGCCAGAACUCCUACCCGCUAUGCUUUCCGUUGAGGCUCUCGAAGACAACGAAAUUUUAAAAGUAGAAGGAGUUAGAAUGUUCAGCAGAAUAAGUGACAAACAACAGAAAAACAAUAUUGAAUUACUAGAAGAACCCAAAACAGUUACGGUUUGCCUUAUGGACGCAGAAGACUACAGCGCAUUACCUCUCGGUCAAUGGGAAGAAGACAAUGUACUACGAGAAUUGAAUAAAUGUCUUUUAGCCUUCCAACAGAGUCCCAUGAAAAGUCGAGACUCGCAAAAACAUGAAAGGCGGCUCUCACCUAUCGGUGAAUCAUUCAGCCAAACACCAGAAGUUGAAACAACUGUGAUGAUAAAACAAGCAUCUUCUUCAAGCACCUUGAACAGCAUAAGCAGUAGAAGUCCAUCACCGCAGCGAUACAGCGCUACUGAACUUAAUUUAAAUGAUCCAAGUGUAGAGCUACAAAAACGCAAAUGCUGGUUAUCUCCUGACGCGGGGACGCUCAACAACCGUCGUGGCAGGUUUAUAGUUCUUGGCUCCUCCGGCGAAUGCUUGCCAGUGACCAGGACCAUGCAUCCUAACCUCGAUACCCAGGAAGACAGCCUUUACUCGAGUUGCAACUCUAGCGAUGAUGAAUUCCACAGUGCCAAUGACAGUUUUGACUAUGGUAGUGAAGAUGAAGGCAGGGGAGAAAGCGCACAUCCAAAUUCAUUCCAAUACUCCAAAGAACUUUCAACUGAAGAGAGAAGAAUUAGUUUUGCUGACAGAUUGCGUGAAGCUCUUCGAAGAGAAGCAGAAAACUCUUGCACUACAAGCACAACAGGAGACUGGUCCACUGACAGUUCAAGUUACGCUGUCGGUAUUAGCAUAUCAGGCGCUGAAGUUAACGACAAUGAUAUUAGGGUAAAGAGAGGAGGCUCCGUCGGUUUUGUGUUAACGGAAAAAGAUAAUUUAGAAAACGGUAACAGGCCACCACGACUUCUUUCGAGAAAAGAAACAGGCAACAGUUCUAAAUACAGUUUUAGUACAGAAUACACUUCGGAAUUAGAAGAAGUUUACGAACAAUUUAACCAGUGGCUAAAUGAUCCAAUUGUAGAUAACGAGAGUUCAGAAAAUAAGAACAGAGAAUUGGACUCGCGAGAUUUAGCUGUGAUAAGAUUUGCUGGUUCACUUUUAAAACGAACGCUAAGCGAAUCGAUGGCGAGCGGCUUGGGCGACGGCGCGGACGUCGCGGAGCUCUAUGGGCGCGACUCGCGCGAACGGAGCGCGCCGCGCCGCCUCGCCCUCGCCGCGCGCUCUCUCUCGCUAGAACUGGCGCGCCAUCGCCACCGCCUCGCAGCGCAUUUGAAACGUAAAGUAAAAGAAUCGAUACCAGAAGAGUUGUUAGAAAGGAGUUCGAACAGCCCUAGAGAGAACGAAUCGAAUGAUAGCGAGUUAAGGUCACAGAACUCCUCAUCUGACACUUGUUCGACAAGAGUGUUGAAUCCGAUUGUGAGAAACAAAAAACUAAAUUGGGUAGUAAACAUGAUAGUUGAAACUAUUGAAGAAACGGUCGAAUGCGAACCAGUGACGAUAAAAUUAAAGAAACCGAAGUUAAACCAACUAGCACACAAGAUAGUAUCAGGCGGCUCGUGUCGCCCAGUGGCCACUGGCAACUGGGGCUGCGGACGACGACAGCGCGGCCACCCGCAACUCAAGCUUAUCUUACAAUGGCUGGCUGCCAGCGUGGCUGGUGUACCGGCCUUAAUUUAUUAUACAUUCGGGAAUGAAAAACUAUUCAAAUUGGAUACAUUAGUGAGGGUACUUACAGAUAGAAAAUGGACAGUCGGCCAACUAGCACGAGCGGUACUUAAAUUUGCGCAGCAAACUCUACUCGAACCAAACGUCAUUCCUGACAAUCACUCACUCUUCGACGAAUUAAUCGGAAUUGAAAAAAUUCCUGAUGAACAUUGAACUGUAUCCUACCUUUAAAUUCAUGGUUAUUACAAUUAUAGCUUUAUCGUACAUUGGAAUAUUAUUGACACUGUGAUGAUCCACAAUAUUACUUACUAUUAUAAAAAAAAACGUUUUCGAAAAUAA